AUGCAGCUACUCUCCACAAAGAAUCAAAGGAAUUACUUCCAUGAAUCCGUCUCAAAAGUAGCAACCGGUGUGGGAACCCUUGGUGGAGAAGCGGGCAUACCGACGCCUUCGUAUGAGGAAUUCACUACUUUGAUACAUGAUCUCCACAAGUUAACGAAAGAGCAAAGAUCGACCACCCAUAUAACGUACUUAUCACCUGACGGUAGCACGUUGCCCAUAUCCAAUAAUGAUAAUUUGAGAAAAGCCCUGGAGACGCGAGAGCGGGUGCUUCGGAUUGUUGUACAACAUAAGGGCGAGUCACUGGAGGAACAAUACGGUUAUGGUGUUACACCUGAGGCCUUGAUUAGAAAGAAACGAAAAGUCUUCAUUUCUGCUCCGCAAGACUUCCGACGGAGCCAGAGUCAUUAG
Messenger RNA from Cooperia oncophora, 408 nucleotides. The record is from the annotation of a GenBank genome assembly. Lineage: Eukaryota; Metazoa; Nematoda; Chromadorea; Rhabditida; Trichostrongylidae.